Agelaius phoeniceus (red-winged blackbird) is the source of this 2458-nucleotide messenger RNA. Lineage: Eukaryota; Metazoa; Chordata; Aves; Passeriformes; Icteridae. The record is from RefSeq and is a predicted model, not a curated record.
AGGACACCGGUGAGAUGUUUGCUGUGUGCCCGGCAAACGCCCCGUUCCGGCAGGGCCGGGGGGGCCCAGCGCUGGGCACGGCCCUCCCAGGGGCGGGACAUGGGCCGGACUCCAACUCCAACUUCGUGGGAGAGGUGUGUGACAGCAACGAGAACUGGAGCCAGCCAGCGCCGGGGUCCCCGCCGGAGGAGGGCUCCAGCCGGAGCGAAAACACCACAAAUCCGUCGGAUAAUCUGCUGUUAUUAAUGCAGAGACAGAUGGGCCAGGGCCGGCUUAGGGACAGCGCCCCGGGCCCGGGUGACCCGCACCCCGAGCAGGGGGAGCGCAGCCCCCCCGAGGGAGCCGAGGUCAGCGGGGCAGGGGGACACAGCGCUGCCCACGAGGGCUGUGCCAAGCCCCCGAGCUCCCCCGCAGAGGACAACGGCUACGCCAGCAGCUCCCUGAGCAUCGACAGCCCCGACAGCGCCUGCAGCACCACCUGGGACCCUCCUGCCUCUGCCCCCCGAGCCGAGAGCCCCCCUGAGGCAGAGCCGACUGAGCCCGAGCUGGGGACCCUCUUCCCGGCGCUGGCAGAGGCUGUGCAGCACCUCCAGGACAAGGAGCGCUUCAAGGAGCAGGAGAAGGAGAAGCACCACAUCCAGCUGGUGAUGUACCGGCGCCUGGCCCUGCUGCGCUGGAUCCACGGCCUGCAGCAGAGAGUUGUGGACCAGCAGAACCGGUUGCAGGAGAGUUUCGACACCAUCCUGGAUAAUCGCAAGGAGCUCAUCCGCUGCAUGCAGCAGGGCCCAGCCUGCGUGGCUGCUGCAGCUGCCCCUGGCCCCUGAGGUGCCACCAGAGCAGCCUGGCCCAGCCCUCACCCUCCAGGUGCUGUGCUGUUGGCUGGUGGCAUCUCCAUCCUGUGCCUGGGUGCCCACCCUGCCCUUCCCAUCUCUCUCCAACGCAGCCAAGAGUCCCCGAAGAGUUCAUCUCCAUCAUCCUCUGCACUGGAAUUUUUGUCCUGCAUCCAGGUCUGGGGUGGCACUGGGCUGGGUUGACCUCAGGAUCUUGGGGUUUGCUGAGCUCGAGGUGACCAGGCUCAUCUUUAAACCUAAUCUGGUCCAUAGUUGAGCCCGGCUUAGCCACAGCAGUGCUGAGAUGGCCAUGCUGUGGCACUGGGCUGGGUCGACCUCAGGAUCUUGGUUUUUGCUGAGCUCGAGGUGAUCAGGCUCAUCUUUAAACCUAAUCUGGUCCAUAGUUGAGCCUGGCUUAGCCACAGCAGUGCUGGGAUGGCCGUGCUGGAGCUGCAGGGCAGUGAGGGCCCCAGGGCAGUGAGGCUUCCAAACCUCCCUGGGCAAAGCACUUCCAGCUCUGCUGCAUCCCUGCAUCACUGCAGGUGAUCCCACCUGCACCGGUGCAUCCCUGCAGCCACAGCCCAGCCCCUGGCAAACAUUGCUUGUUGGUGAGAGUGAGGUGUCCUGGGCUGUAAAAGAGAAAAAAAAUUCAUUCUGAAAAGUGACCUCAGAAUGCUGGAAAGUAAAUUUAAGUCAAAUGAUCCAACACAAUGUAUGUUUUUAAUGUCAGUAUUAGUGAAAAGUUAAUUUAGGUCUAUGUGUGUGUGCAUGUCUGUCUGCUGUGGGCAAUGCUCUUGCUCAGUGCAUGAUCCCAAAGCUGCUCAUGAACUUGUGGUGUUGGUGUUUAUAUUAAUUUAUCAUUUGGGAGCAAAAAGAAUAUUUUUUUUUUGAAUCUGCAUUUUAUCCAGUGAGAGCUGUACACAGAACCCAAAGAACAAUUGUCUUACCUAGAGAUGGAAAAGGAGCUGCUGUGUGUGUUUGCUGUGCUUUGCUGUGCAUCCAUAGGACACACAUUCCAUUUGAGUGCUGAGGAGGAGGAGGAGGAGGAGCAGCAGUGAGGGCUCAGCCAGAGGGGUCUGCACUCCCCAUGCUGCCCUGGUUGCCGAGCAAAGCUGGGGACUGAUUCCAUUUCUCAUCUGCAAAGGAGGGUGAGGAGGGAUUCCAGAGAUGCCUCCCAGCCAAAGUGCUGCCUGCCAUUGGAGGAGCCACUUCACCAGGACCCCAGGGAGCAGCAGAAGAACCUGGCACCCACCGCCCACCAGAUGCUCCUGGACUGUGGAUGAACAACUGUGGCCAAGCCCACCAGUGGCCCACGGGCCAGGGGCAGCCCCAGCCUCCUCCUGCCCCACAUGGGGCACAGGCUCUGCCCGCCCUGGGGCUGCUGCCAGUGGGUGAGGUGAGGAGAGCCACAAAAAUCCUCCUCCAAAAAGGACAUUUUGAUGGCAAAGGGUGCACUCAGCUCAAAGCAACCUGUGCCAGCGCUGGAGGAUUCUGGCAGCUUCCUGCAAGGCUCCUGCUGCCCUCACCUCCCUUCUCCUUGCUCGUGUCCAGCUCCUGCUGCCUCUGUUGUAUCCCAGACCUGUGAUCGUGGGCAUGUUGCACACCUUAAUAAAAGCCUUGGAGCUGAA